Messenger RNA from Scedosporium apiospermum, 1146 nucleotides. RefSeq lists its product as uncharacterized. NCBI's taxonomy places the organism in Eukaryota, Fungi, Ascomycota, Sordariomycetes, Microascales, Microascaceae. The record is from RefSeq and is a predicted model, not a curated record. The transcript is spliced from 3 exons. Bases 1 to 1146 code for a protein of 381 amino acids.
AUGGGUCUCCGAAGACUUGUCGUCGCUGCGCUCUCGGCCACCGCGUUCGUUGGAACUCAUGCUGCCAUCGUGCCACGAUGCGAGACUGAGCCUCCUACGACCACUGCCACGACCACCACCCCCGAGCCGACACCUCCUGUGUGUACUAACUUUAUCGAGAACUACAGCUUCGAAGAUGGAGGCACCGGUUGGAUCAUUGCCACCGGUGCCGUCAAAGCUGGCGAUGUUUCUAUUCCCGCGCAGCAUGAAGACAACUACGUAGAGUUGAAAUUGCACCGGUGGGCCACAUGGGGCUACAUCAGGCAGACUCUCACCCCCUUGGAGGUGGGCAAGUCCUACAAGCUCAAGUUCUACUACGGUCUGGGCCAAACCCAGCAAGUCAACGUACCCGGUUGCAAGAUCUCAAUCAGGCUUAGCAGCGCUGGCGUCGGCGCCGAGAUCCCUCUGGCCUUCCAGACGCCCGGCGUGUAUACCGAGGUGGAGAGGACGCUUGUCCCCACGGUUGCGAACCCACUCUUCGAAGUCUGGGCGCUCUGCAAUCCCGCCCUCCCGGCGGAUAUCGAUGUGCUCCUCGACAACUUCUCCAUCGUUGAGGACCCAUGUGUUGAUGAGCCCACGCCUACCGAGACCCCAACGACGAGCUCUGCACCAGCGACGUCGACAACUGCGGCGCCCGCCUGCACCAACCGUAUCUUGAACCCCAGUUUUGAGGAUGGCGUGGAUGGCAAGGACCACUGGACUCUUCCACCCGGUGCCUGGGUCCAGGGAAUUGAUGGCGCGCAGACGGCAUAUGAUGGCAACGGUUACAUGUUUGUCACCCUUCCAAGUGGCUGGACCGCAGCCUUCACCCAGACCCUGUCUGAUGUCGAGAUCGGCGAGACCUACACACUAGAGCUCCACUACGCUCUCGGUACCUUCCAGAACUUCGCCAUCAGCAAGUGCACGUUCACCGUUUACCUCGACGGCGUGCAGCUGGGAGCUACCAUCUCUCCCACGCCUGGACCAGUCUCGCAGUGGAUAUCGGUGGUGAGGACCCUGACGCCUGUAAAUGCUACACCCGUCUUGUCCGUCUCGAGCACGUGCAAUGGUGGCCAGGUCAACUUUAUGUUUGAUGCUUUCUCGCUUGUGGAGGAGGCUUGCACUUGA